AUGGAGUCUCAUGUAUCAAAUAUCGAGAAAGGAGUAGCUCAGGAAGACAAACCUGAAAGUUUUCAUAUUGCCAAAGCACAUGAUGCUGCCGAAAGAGGACAUGCAGCAACUGACAGAUACGGUCAGCCUCUUGUUGAUUUUGAUCCUAUUGCCGAAAAGCGUCUGUUGCGAAAAAUCGAUCUGUUCGUCAUUCCAACAGUUGCCAUCCUUUACCUUUUCUGCUUUAUCGAUCGUGCCAACAUCGGAAACGCAAGAUUAGCUGGGUUCGAAAAAGAUCUUGGUUUGAAAGGAAACGACUAUAAUAUUGUCUUAACCAUCUUCUUCGUUGCGUACAUUGUGUUCGAAAUUCCAUCCAAUAUUGCGUGCAAAUGGAUUGGCCCUGGCAGAUUUCUUCCGGCAUUAACUUUAGGAUUUGGUAUAACUAGUCUCGGAACUGCAUUUGUCAAGAAUAAACAUUCUGCUUCUGCAGUCAGGUUUUUACUUGGUAUGUUUGAAGCAGGUCUGUUUCCUGGGAUUGCAUACUACAUGUCGAGAUGGUAUCGUCGCAGUGAGCUUGCGUUUCGACUUUCGUGCUACAUCGUCAUGGCUCCCCUGGCGGGGGCCUUUGGAGGGCUACUAGCAUCGGCUAUCCUGAAGCUGGAAUCAGUCGGUAGUCUGCACACAUGGCGGAUGAUCUUUGCUAUUGAAGGAAUCAUCACAUGUGGCCUUGGCAUCAUUGGAUUUUUUACCAUGACCGAUCGGCCUUCUACAGCCCGUUGGCUUACCGAGGACGAGAAAGAUCUUGCUAUUGCGCGUGUCAAGUCCGAGCGUGUGGGCACAACUGAAGUCCUUGAACAACUGGAUACCAGAAAAGUCCUCCGCGGAAUCUUCUCUCCAGUAACCUUGACGACUGGCUUGAUCUUUCUGUUAAACAAUGUCACCGUGCAAGGCCUAUCAGUGUUCGCACCAACCAUCAUCAGGACAAUCUACCCUCAUUCCAGUGUCAUCUCACAGCAGUUGCACACCGUGCCUCCUUAUGUCGUCGGCGCCUUUUUCACUCUUUUUGUUCCAUUUAUAAGCUGGAAGCUAGACCGCCGCAUGAUUUGCUGCAUUUGUUUGGCUCCCUUAAUGAUCGUGGGCUAUGCCAUGUUUCUCAGAUCGGAAAAUGCGCACGUUCGCUACGGUGCAUCUUUCCUUGUUGCCUCAGGGUCUUUUGCAUUUGGCGCACUUUGCAAUGCUAAUGCGUCUGCAAACGUGAUAUCUGACACUGCCCGAUCCGGUGCUAUUGGCACUGUUGUUAUGAUGGGUAAUAUCGGAGGCUUGAUCAGCACAUGGAGCUAUCUUUCCUUUGAUGCGCCUAAUUAUCAUAUUGGUAAUGGACUGAACCUGGCCUGUGCAAGUGUCACUUUUUUGUUGAGUAUUGGCUUGUUGGUGUGGAUGAAAUGGAAUAAUGCGAAGCGAGAGCGAGUUGAUGUCGAUUCUGCAUUAGAGGGGAAGUCUAUUAAAGAGGUGCAAGUUAUGGAUUGGAAGAAUCCAGCUUGGAGAUGGAGGUACUAA
Messenger RNA from Talaromyces stipitatus ATCC 10500, 1536 nucleotides. RefSeq names its product MFS transporter, putative. Gene Ontology annotation, cellular component: membrane. The record is from RefSeq and is a predicted model, not a curated record. The transcript is spliced from 2 exons. Gene Ontology annotation, biological process: transmembrane transport. Gene Ontology annotation, molecular function: transmembrane transporter activity. Bases 1 to 1536 code for a protein of 511 amino acids. NCBI's taxonomy places the organism in Eukaryota, Fungi, Ascomycota, Eurotiomycetes, Eurotiales, Trichocomaceae.